Molecule: messenger RNA, 1232 nt
Organism: Triticum dicoccoides
Lineage: Eukaryota; Viridiplantae; Streptophyta; Magnoliopsida; Poales; Poaceae
Exons: 3
Coding region: 163-588 (141 amino acids)
Source: RefSeq, a predicted model, not a curated record
GGAUCCAACGCGGCCACGACCCCUCCCCACGCUCCUCUCGGUGGACAGCGGCGGAGGGCGGCGGCUCCUGGACAGCAACGACGACGGCGACCUCCACCAGUCCCCGGCUCCAACUUCCCCGUCCCUGUUGCUUCAUCGCGACGGGCGCGCUGCACGCCUCUGAUGUGGCCUCCUCCUGAUGCGCCCUCUCCUGCCUCCCGGCGCCUCCCGGCCAGAUCCAUCCUCGUCCUGGCCGGAUCCGCCUUGCCCCUCGGUGGACACGGCAGGCCACACGCAUUCUUCCCCCUUCCUUCAUCUCAACCCGGCGCCACCAUCAGAGAACCGGCUCCUCUUCCUACCUUACGCUCGGCCGUAAGGAGGGCAGCAGCAGCCAGGAUCGAGCUCCUCCUCCCUCGACGCGGGGCCGCGUCCUGGCGAGCGCCCUUUCCUGCGACUUGUCUGGACGACGGUGCACGCGCAAGGCCACCUCCCUGGUACUCCUCAUUGUCCUCUCAGGCAGCGGUGCCAUGGCGGAGCCCUACAGCGCUCCGGCAGCGCUCCCGCCUUGACGCUCGGAGGCAAGAUGUUGCAGUGCGGUUCGCGGGAUAACGACACAAUUAUUGUAUCUGUUGUGGAUGACACACCCACUUGCGGUUCGCUUGGCGUGACAGCGCAGUUCUUUGCUCUACGUGUGGUUUUCGCCGUUCGGCAGUGUAUUUUCAGUGGUUAUGCAGUGUAGCGGGCGCACGCAUGUAGUCCAAUCGGAUCCAAAAUAAAGCGACAGAGCUGGAACUACCCAACAAUGGAGUAGUCCAGUAGCGUGCGGAGGGUAAAGGCACAGGGGCGCGCAAGCACAAUCCCUUGCCACACGGCGCAGGCUAAUUUCAAUUUCAGUGGUGUUUAUUGUGUGCUGCGGUGUCUGUAUGCGUGCAGUGCACUGCUGUGGUUCCCUUUGUAAAAACAAUAACAAAAACAUAGCAAAAGAAGUUUGUUUCAUUUUAGAUGUAGUUCAUGUGGUUCACUACCUUUCACCAUGUGGUCCACAUAAGUCUACAAAAAGGAGUAAGAAAAAAACACAAAAAAGUCAUGUGAUUCAAUUUGGCCAUUUGAAAGUGCACUCAGUAAGAAAGAGAAGACACCAUUUGCAGUGCAUUUUUUUUGCUAAUUUUACAAGGACGAGAAAUUGUAACCGAAUUCAAUAUCAUGCAACUCUUGACCCUAUGAGUAAUGAGGUCCACUUUGAAGUGUGUUGA